UGUAAGAAGCAGGAGACAAAGCCUGAAGAAGAUUCUGAGGGAGAUUUAAAUUAUAAUUAUUGUAAUAAUUAACAGAACGUUUCUUGUAUUUGAUUUUUUUUAAAGCAUGUUUUUGUUUUCACUAUGAUCAAUUUCUUAAUACCUUAUCUGAUAUUCUUCAAGACAUCAGUCAUGUUCAAGAAAGACCAAGAGAGACUUCCCCUGGACAUAGAACGGAGGAACACAUACAACACUGAUGGAAGCGUGCCCAGCCAGGAGGCAGUACAGAUAGACAACACAGACGGCAUCAAGCAUUGCCAUGACAACAACCAUGCGCGGGAGAAUCGUGAACGAGAGAGGAACGCUUCCAGGAAGAGGCUGUAUGCAGUUUCUAUCAUCUGCCUGAUUUUUAUAAUUGGUGAAAUCGUUGGUGGGUAUUUUGCAGGCAGUCUUGCAGUGAUGACAGACGCUGCCCACCUCUUGGUGGACUUCAUCAGCUUCAUCAUCAGCCUGUUGUCCCUCUGGCUCUCCUCCAGACCUGCCACACACAAGCUCAACUAUGGCUGGCAUCGUGCAGAGAUAUUGGGUGCGCUGCUGUCAGUGUUCACCAUCUGGCUGGUAACAGGAGUGUUGGUUUAUCUGGCUGUGAAGCGCCUCAUCACCAAUGACUACACCAUUGAGGGCACUGUCAUGCUUAUUACCUCUGGUUGUGCUGUGCUGGCUAAUAUUAUCAUGGCUCUCGUUCUUCACCAGUCUGGCCAUGGCCAUAGUCAUGGAGGUCUCAGCUCACAUGGCCACAGUCAUGGAGGUCUUAGCCCAAAUGACAAAAGUCAUGAAGGUCUCAGCUCUAAUGGCCACAGUAAUGGAGGUCUCAGAUCAAGCGACCACAGUCACAAAGGUCUCAGCUUGAAUGGCCACAGCAAUGGAGGUCUCAACCCAAACGGCCACAGCAAUGAAGGUCUCAACCCAAACGGCCACAGUCAUGAAGGUCUCAACUCAAACGGCCACAGCAAUGAAGAUCUCACCUCAAACGGCCACAGUAGCGGAGGUCUCAACUCAAAUGGCCACAGUCAUGGAGGUCUCAACUCAAACGGCCACAGUCAUGGAGGUCUCAACUCAAACGGCCACAGUAACGGAGAUCUCAGCUCAAACGGCCACAGUAGCGGAGGUCUCAACUCAAAUGGCCACAGUCAUGGAGGUCUCAACUCAAACGGCCACAGUCAUGGAGGUCUCAACUCAAACGGCCACAGUAACGGAGAUCUCAGCUCAAACGACCAAGGCCACAGUCACAAAAAAGAAGAAGAACACAAUCAGAUCUCCAACCAUGCCCACUCGAAUGAUGACUUGAAUGUAGACUUGGAGCAAAACAGCAGUGCUCAUGGACGGAGGGCUCAGCAGGCCAAUGCCAGUGUGCGGGCAGCCUUUGUCCACGUGGUGGGAGAUUUUUUCCAGAGCAUCAGCGUGUUCAUCAGCGCCAUCAUUAUCUUCUUCAAGCCUGAAUAUAAGAUGGCUGACCCCAUCUGCACCUUCCUGUUCUCCAUAUUUGUCUUGUGCACCACUAUCACCAUCAUGAGGGAUAUUCUUAUUGUCCUGAUGGAAGGUACUCCAGCAGGGGUGAGAUACAGUGAAGUGCGGGACGGUCUGCUAGCAGUGAAGGGGGUGACAGCGGUCCACAACCUUCACAUCUGGGCCCUCACCAUGAACCAGGCUGUGCUGUCUGCACACAUAGCCAUAGAUGAGUCAGUGGACGCUCAAACUGUCCUAAGAGAAAUGACACAGGCCUGUUUCUCCUCCUACAACUUCCACUCUGUUACGAUUCAAAUGGAGAGACAGGCUGACUUGAAGCCUGGAUGUAUUCUGUGCGAGGACCCCAAGAUGUAGGAGCCUGCCUAAAAAAAGGCCAAGCUAUGCUUUUGCUUCUGGAACCUCUGCUCAUGAGAUCCCUGAUGUCAUAUGUUUUAAUGUGGCUAAUGUGAUUCGGCCAAACAUAAUCACAGUGUGCUGAUAUUCAGUACAACAGCAUGACCUUGAGUGUGAUAUUGCUUUCAUACAACAGUUGUAUAUGCACAAUUUAUUUGCUAACAGUAAUAAGUGAUAACAGAUUAUGAUUUUUUUAACCUUUUGUACUUAGGUACUUUUGUACUUAGGUUCUAUAUUUCUACACUGCUGUUUGCUGCUGCAACACUUUAAAUUUCUCCAUUGUGGGUCAAAUAAAGGAUUAUCUUAAUUUAUCUUAUAUUAUCUUAUCUAAUCUUAUAUGACUGUUAUGAAUUAAAUUCACCAAGAGAUGGUGACAUUUUUUACGUCCAUAAAAAUAGCCCAAAACCUCUAUUGAUAGCAUAGAUUGAUAUAUAUUGGCUAUAAACCUGAGCCAACAUAUGACCACCAACUGGUCAAUUAACCACUCCUGUUUCAACAGAAGUGCAUGUAUAUGCAGUUAACAAGACAUUCAAUAAACGAUAAUCAGGGCUGCUGGAAAAUGUAAACUCCAGUCCACAUCUAGACAGAAUCAUCCUCUCUUCUGUCUCAUGAAUAGCAGCUGGGAUCUUUAUGCCACAAAGUUUUUCUUUUUUAUUUCAACAAUAUAGUGAAGCACAAGCCUCAUCUUGUUUUGACUUUGUCUUUCUUUUGAUUGCUCCUGAUUCAUAUUACCGUUUGGAGACCAUCUUUCCACUUGCAUCCAACUGCCUGUCUGCGCAUCUGACCGCUUAUUGGUCAGAUGCGGCGUGCUGUCAGUCAUUGCGGCAAAGCGCACGGCGUCAGAUUACAGCGUCUCUUCUUUUGGAACUGGACAGGGACUGUUGUCAAGCAACACAUACACAUUUCCUGAAUAAUACAACAUCAUGUUAAAAAAAAGGUUGCACACUGUGUAAAAUGUUUUAUAAUACAUUAUACAAUAAAUACAAUUUUAUUGUACUGGUACUAAAACUGGAAGGGUAUCAAAACAGGCUGACAUUUGUAAAGAUAAUGGCGGAGAGUGAAAUGAUGUUAAAACUGUACUGCAUGUAUGGAAUACUGCAGUGUGAUGUUACUUGAACAGAAGUUAAAAAAAGAGCACCUGAGCAUGUAGUUUUUCUGAAAACUAGAAACUGGUGUGCUGAACUGCAUUGGCAAAUUGGGACAAUUUGGGACAAUUUAAGAAUAAUGGUUCUUAACUUGAAAUGACUAAGAAUGUGUGGAUUUCAUUGUCGCCAGUUCAUAAUAUCAUUAAAAGAUUCAGAGAAUUGGGUGGCAUUUAGCUCAGUUGGUAGAGCAGCCGCC
Messenger RNA from Larimichthys crocea (large yellow croaker), 3240 nucleotides. RefSeq names its product zinc transporter 8-like. The record is from RefSeq and is a predicted model, not a curated record. Gene Ontology annotation, cellular component: plasma membrane. Gene Ontology annotation, molecular function: zinc ion transmembrane transporter activity. Lineage: Eukaryota; Metazoa; Chordata; Actinopteri; Sciaenidae. The coding region runs from base 124 to 1860 and encodes 578 amino acids. The transcript is spliced from 9 exons. Gene Ontology annotation, biological process: response to glucose; zinc ion transmembrane transport; insulin secretion.